AAAGUCCGGUUCUCUCACAUACGCCCCUGCCCCCACUACCGGCAUCUUGCUCGCUCGACUCGAAACGCCGUAACUCUUUCUCCACAAUGGUGAACGUAAACAAGGAGCAGAUCACAGAAGCCUGUGUAGACAUUCGAAAUAACGACUCUGAGAACACAUGGGCUGUGUUCACCUAUGACGAGAGUAACACUAUCUGUCUGCACAAGUCUGGCAAGGAGUACGACGAGUUUCUAGCCGAGUUCGACGAGUCUGAUCGGGCGUACGCUUACGUCAGGAUAGAGACUGGGGACGAAUUGAGCCGGAGGGCAAAGUUUGCUUUUAUCACGUGGGUAGGCCCCAGUGUUUCGCCCCUCAAGAAGGCCAAGGUCAGUACGGAUAAGGCGUUCGUCAAGCAAGUCCUUCAGAAUUUUGCUGUUGAGAUCCAAGCUGACGACAAAAGUGAGCUACAAUACGACCACGUCAAGAGUGUGGUGCAGAAAGCUGGAGGGGCGAAUUAUGGCACCGGACAGUAGGACAUGGCUGAUGCUGGGUCUAUCUGGGAUACCUCGCACCAUACCCAAAUACAUACCUUAAACAUUUUUUAUUUUUGAGGGAACAUCAUUUUCAAUCGUGGUUUGACAAUGAUGUUUCAACUCUCAGAAUUCAUAGUAUUGCGAAAACAUGCAUUUGACUAAAUCUUUACAUAUUAUGAAUAAAGGAAGUUUUUAUUUGUU
This is a messenger RNA of Nematostella vectensis (starlet sea anemone), 713 nucleotides long. Its product is annotated as coactosin-like protein. Bases 87 to 512 code for a protein of 141 amino acids. NCBI's taxonomy places the organism in Eukaryota, Metazoa, Cnidaria, Anthozoa, Actiniaria, Edwardsiidae. Gene Ontology annotation, molecular function: actin filament binding. The record is from RefSeq and is a predicted model, not a curated record. The transcript has 4 exons. Gene Ontology annotation, biological process: regulation of actin filament polymerization. Gene Ontology annotation, cellular component: actin filament; site of polarized growth; plasma membrane.